UCCAAGCCCUACACACACUCACUCCCCCUCUCUCACAUUCAUACACACUCUGUGUCUUUCUCUCUCCCCCUGUGACUAUCUCUAGUUUUGAACUUUCCCUUUAAAUAUCCUCCCUAACGGGAAAUAACGGUAGUAAGCUGCUUGCCACCGUCCGGUCAGGCUAUCCGAUUUCUCUACCAUCAGUGAAUUUACGUGCAGUCGGACAGGUGCUCGUGCUUUGCGAUGAGAACGCUGUUGAUAUCACUCCUCUGGGUCCUCGGCGGGGUGGAGGAGACCGUGGCAGUACCUGCCGUAGGUCUACCUGCCACGAGAGAGUUCUACAUCGCCGCGGUUGAGAUUGGUUGGGACUAUCUCUACUGGGGCAGCGCUGACACGUCGGAACAAAGGAGGAGGACCAAUGAUCCCCCUCAGAAAUACAUAAAAGCUGUUUAUAGAGAAUACACUGAUUCCACAUAUUCAGUCCCCAAGCCUACAUCAACAUGGGCAGGUAUCCAGGGUCCGGUGAUCCAUGCCCAGGCCAGUGACAGGGUGGUGGUGCACUUUAAGAACCUGGCGUCCCAGCCCUACAGUAUCAGCCCUGUGGGGGUCAGCUACUGGAAACAGUCUGAGGGGGCCGGAUACGAUGACGCCACGUCUAGCCAGGAGAAGGAGGAUGAUGCGGUUGCUCCAGGAGGAUACUACAAGUACGUCUGGGACAUCAACCCUAAAGACGGUCCGACRGUGGGAGACCCAGAAUGCCUCACCUACUCCUACUCCUCCCAGGUGGACACUGUACAGGACUUCAACUCUGGGCUCAUCGGGGCUCUGCUCAUCUGCAAAUCAACUGCAUUUACAGAUAAUGGAGUUCGGAAAAACAGAGAGUUUAUUCUGCUCUUUGCUGUUUUCGAUGAGAGUAAGAGCUGGUACGGAGAGGUGGGGAGUUUCCGGGAAAGAUUUAAGAAGGCCAGUGCAAGAAAACAGUACCACACUAUCAAUGGAUACGUCAACUCAACUUUACCAGGUCUGACGAUGUGCCAGGGGCGAGAUCAUGUGUUCUGGCAUCUCAUUGGAAUGGAAACGUCUCCAGAGAUCCACUCCAUACAGCUCCAGGAUCACACUCUGCAGGUGAUGGCCCACCGUAAGGUUACUGUGGAGAUGACCCCUAUGACGUUCACCACGGCGGAGAUGAAGCCCAGCACUCAGGGGAAGUUCCUCAUCAGCUGUCAGAUCCAAGCAUACCGCCACGCGGGUAUGAGUGCAGUCUUUGAGGUGGAGGACUGCCCAGAGCCUGUGACGGUGCCCGGUCCUGACGUGCGUCAGGUCAAGCAGUCUGAGAAUGAGGAGGACUAUGAAUAUGGAGAUGACAUGUUUGAGACAUUUGUGUUUAAGCCUGUGAAAAGUCGGGCUGUGGGGCGCUCUCGAGGGGGGAAGAACAAAGUCUGGGUCCAUUACAUUGCUGCUGAGGAGAUCAGUUGGGAUUACGCACCCCACCUCAGCCAGGGAGACAGGUACAAAACUCCACCUCAAAAAAGACUAGGACAGAAAGGAGAAGUUCAUGAUCCUACAAAUACUGAUACUACUAUCUCUGUUUCCAUCAACUGUUAUCGGAAUACUCCCCAGUCCUAUCAGCUGGGUCAUGAAUAUAAGAAGGUGGUGUAUGUAGAAUACACUGACCAGACCUUCACCAAGAGGAAAUCACCUGUUAAAAGACUGCUGGGACCACUGCUCAGAGGACAGGUGGACGAACACUUCCAGAUAGUGUUCAAGAACCUGGCAAGUCGUCCUUUCAACAUUUAUCCAAAGGGCCUCACCAGGAUUUCUCCACUGAGGAAAACAGGGAACGAGGGUGAAAAGGACCUACGCUCCCUGGCUGUACCCCCCAACGGGACAUAUGGGUAUGUGUGGAAACUAACAGCAGAGGACGGGCCCCUGGAGAGAGACCCCCAGUGUCUGACCCGUCUGUACCAGAGUACCAUCAACCCUGAGAGAGACCUGGCCACUGGCCUCGUAGGACCCCUCCUCAUCUGCAAGAAGGACUCCAUGGACACCAGGGGGCGGCUGGUGGGCCCAGAUAAAGUGAAGCAGUUGAUGUUUGCUGUGUUUGAUGAGAACAAGAGUUGGUACAUCAAUGACAACAUUCAGAAGUACAGCAAAGACCCCUCCAUGGUCAACCCUACAGACCCUGACUUCUACAACUCCAAUGUCAUCUACAACGUGAACGGGAUUAUGUUCAAUGAGCAGAGGGUCCAGGUGUGUAAGGAUGACGUGACCUUCUGGCACCUGGCCAACGUGGGGACGCAGAGCGACUUCUUGUCCGUCUACUUCACAGGAAACCCCUUCAUGAAAGACAACGUGUACGAGUCCGUCCUCACACUCUUCCCAAUGUCCGGGGAGACCGUUACCAUGGAGACUCAGCUAAUCGGUGAGUGGGAGAUCAGUGCGUUCGACGGCAGUCUGAAAAGCCGUGGCAUGAGCGCCCGCUACUCCGUCCUGUCUUGUAACAUUGAUCUGCUGGUGGACAACGAAGACGUAGAGUAUGGCCUGGAGGACAUCCUGCCUGAUUACGUAGACAACUUCUUCAAACCCAGAUCCCACCACCCCCAGCCACAGAACAGGACCGUAGCUGUCAGAGUCUGCAGGAAGCAACCUGGCUUAAACCAGAACACAACAACACCGCAAACAGGAAAUGACACAGAUAACGAAGUCGCCAUCGGAGAAUCAGGGGACCACGGGUCUGAUAACAAUGUCACAUUUAAGGCAGGGGACCAGAGGUCAAUCUGUGAGGUCAGGUAUGUGACGGUGUUGUCUGCUGACGAGGAGGGCAACCUGCUCUCCCAGGGAGGGAUCCCCACAGAUGUUCUAGAGCAACUGGAGAAGGACGGGGAGUGGAAAGCUUCAGAGAACCAGGAGGGAGGGGACCUGGGUGGGGAGCAGGGGGGGAACGGGAGACAGAGACGCCAGGCCGGGUUGGAGGGUGGAGAGAAUGGAGAGCGCAACAAGCUGGUGGAGAACUGUGAGGAAGAGGUUCUGAAGGAGUGGAAGGGUCGGGUGUAUGGGGAGGCACUAGAGCAGGAGCAGAGAGAGGAGCAGAAGGUGGAGGUGUUGGAUCAGCAGAAGGAGCAGGAGGCGCAGGGUGAGGGGUUCUUAAAGGUGCAGGAGCAGAGGGAGAGGCAAAAGGGGGAGCUGGAUCGAGAUUCACAUCCCCUAACCACCAAUCACGCAGAUAAGGACCCUCUACUCUUGGAGUUAGACGGAUGGAUGGAUCUAGACCCCUUGAACAAAACUUUGGAAGCUCUCCCGGAUCAGCUGAAGGUGCAGCAGCAGAGGGAGGAGCAGAAGGUGGAGGCGUUGGAUCAGCUGAAGGUGCAGCAGCAGAGGGAGGAGCAGAAGGUGGAGGUGUUGGAUCAGKUGAAGGUGCAGCAGCAGAGGGAGGAGCAGAAAGCUGGGGAUGUGCAUCCCCUAAGCAACAACACUCACACAGAGCUGGACACCCCUCUACUGGAUUUGUUGGAUCUAGACUUCUCCAAUGUCUCCAAUGACAACAAGACGGCUCCCAGGAARGCAGUGUCUCUGGAGUAUGAUGACUAUAGUGAGGAAGACACUGGGACAGCCUACAUAGGGAUAGAGGAAAACCUGGACCUGAGGACCACAGAUGGACAAUACCGCAGCUACUACAUCGCUGCACAGGAGAUCACAUGGGACUAUGGGAUCAGGAAACCACAUCAGCUCAUAAAAACAAGAGAGAGGCGUAGGGGAAUGAGGAAGUUCCUGGUGGAAUAUAAGAAGGUGGUGUUCAGGGCCUACAGUGAGAGAGAAUUCCAGAUCCCCGUCACCAGAGGAGAGCUGCAGGAACAUCUGGGACUCAUGGGUCCUAUCAUUAAAGCUGAGGUCAARGACCUCCUUACCGUGACCUUCAAGAACAUGGCGUCCAGGCCGUACUCCCUGCACCUCCAUGGGGUGUAUGAUAAGAGCCAGGGUGAUGGUCAGUCCUCCGGGGCCGGGGUGGRGGGGGUCCCUGGGGAGGUGGUCCAGCCUGGGGAGGUCAGGGUCUACASCUGGAGGAUCACCAGGAAGCAGGGGCCCACCGCUGCAGAGUUUGACUGUAAGYCCGGGGCCUACUACUCUACACAGAAUAAGGAGAAGGACCUCCACUCUGGUCUGAUUGGCCCCUUAGUAAUCUGUAAACCAGGCACCCUCCACCCCCAACUGAACCUACAGCCCAACCUACAGGAGUACGCCCUCCUCUUCCACACCUUCGACGAGACKAAGAGCUGGUACCUGGACGAGAACAUCCGUCAGUACUGCAUCCCGCCCUGCCAGGCCCGGAGAGAUGACCCCUGGUUUCAGCUCAGCAACAAGUUUGCAGCGAUAAACGGCUACGUGGCAGAGACACUUCCUGGUCUGAUGGUUGCCCAGCACCAGCAAGUCAGGUGGCACCUGCUGAAUGUCGGGGGCAACGGAGAGUAUCACGCCGCCCACUUCCACGGUCUGCCCUUCAGCAUUCACAAGGAGCAGGAGCAUCGCAUGGGGGUGUACAACCUCUAUCCUGGUGUGUUUGGCACAGUGGAGAUGAGGCCGGCCACGGUGGGGACCUGGAUGGUGGAGUGUACAGUAGGAGAGCACCAGCUGGCCGGCAUGAGGGCUAAACUACUGGUCUACAACCCACGAUGCAUCCAGCCUCUGGGGUUGAGGUCAGGAAGAAUAGACAAUUCCCAGAUCACUGCAUCAGACCACAUAGGUAACUGGGAGGCCAGGCUGGCGAGGCUGGAGCUAUCUGGUUCUGUUAACGCCUGGAUGGGCGCGGAUCAGAAAUCAUGGAUCCAGGUGGACCUCCAAAGACCCACACUGAUCCAUGGGAUCCAGACCCAGGGUGCAAGAGCCUCUCUGGGCCUGAAGGACUACUUCAUCAUGUACUUCACCCUCUCCUACAGCCUAGACCAGGAGACCUGGACUAACUACAGGGGGAACAGCACCAAGCCAGCCUACAUAUUUAACGGUAACCUGGAUGGCUCCAAGGUGAAGGAGAACCAUCUGUCUCCCCCCAUCCUGGGUCGCUACAUCAGACUGCAGCCUGUCACCAUCCAGAGGAACCCUGCUCUUCGCAUGGAGCUGCUGGGCUGUGACGUCAACAGCUGCUCCUUCCCCCUGGGUCUCCAGAGGAGGUCGGUUCCAGACAGCAGCUUCAGAGCCUCCUCCUUCCUGCAGACUUGGAGGCUCUCCUGGAGCCCCGCCCUCGCACGCCUCCGCCAGGAUGGCAGCGCCAAUGCAUGGCGCCCCAAGGCCAAUAACCCCCAUGAGUGGCUGCAGGUGGACUUCRUGGUUAUAAAACGCAUCACAGGGGUCGUCACUCAGGGGGCGUGGUCUAUUCUGACUCAGAUGAUGGUGACAGAGUUCUCUGUAACCAUUAGCGACACCGGCCACUCCUGGUCCAACGUGGUUGACGAGGGAACGCAAAGAGAGAAGAUGUUCUUGGGGAACAGUGAGCCAGAUGAGGAGAUGCUGAACCUCUUUGAUCCUCCUCUGUUUGCCCGCUUCAUACGGAUCCACCCCAAAGGCUGGGUUAACGACAUAGCCCUGCGCCUGGAGUUCCUGGGCUGUGACACCCAGCAGCGACACUGAGAGACAGGGCAGGGGGCUCCACUGUGCAGCUCCACACUCAGGCCCACCUCAUCUUUGUCUCUUCUAUUUAAUGAGCAUAGCAGUGACGUGAUGAUCAUGAAAUAGUCAUGUCAUUGAUGGAUGAACAGAGUGAGUGAAGUUUAAAAGGUUUGUUUAGCUAGAAUCAGAGUCAUAUAUGAUAUGCUGUUGUAGUAAGUGUCUAUUGAUGAGCUUCAACUGAGAAUAGUUCUUAGGUCUGGUCACUCCACUAUCAAUAGUAUAACACAUUACGUUAGUUUAUGAAGACGGACUCUCACAGACGGUUUGUCUCAUGUACAAUAUAUACUACUACAAACACUAUGACUUCAGACAUUCCAGAUGUGAUCAAAUACAUGUAAAUAGUACAGUAUAACAAUUAUUUCUGUCUGGAUGGGACUGUGACAGUAAUCUGUACAGUACUGUAUGUAUAUGCAAUGUAUCAUAUGCACUGAGGGGAGAGGGAUAGAGUUUAUAUUGUUAAAUAAAAUUGGAAUUAUAUCAAG
Molecule: messenger RNA, 6119 nt
Organism: Salvelinus sp. IW2-2015
Lineage: Eukaryota; Metazoa; Chordata; Actinopteri; Salmoniformes; Salmonidae
Source: RefSeq, a predicted model, not a curated record